AUGGCACAUACGGCCAAGUUGUUCACCUUUUGGCUUGGACCGAUUCCGGCCGUUUGCAGCAGCGAUCCGGAAAUGGUGCAGCAGAUUCUAACCCAUCCGGAUUGUAUGGAGAAGCCGUUUAUGUAUGAUUUUGUGAAGCUGGAUCACGGAAUGUUUGCCGCUAAGUAUCACAUCUGGAAGGUUCAAAGGAAGCGUUACAAUCCAACUUUCAAUCAGAAGAUCCUUCAAGGCUAUGUACCAAUUUUCGAAGAGCGCUGCCAGGCGCUUGUUGACAAACUGAGAACCAAAGCAGCCUCCGGUGCAAGCUUUCCACUUUCCCCACACAUGCUCCGAUGCGCCAUGGAAAUGGUCUGCGCCACGACGAUGGGCGUCGAUAUCAAUCAAAAUCCCGGUGCCGAUCGACUCGUUCAUCUGAUGCAAACCUUGCAGAGCAAGUUCUUCGGUUUCGAGAACUUAAGCACCUCACCGUUGAGUAGAUUGUUGGCAUUCAGCGCUGUCGAUCCGGUAUUCAUGUUUUCGCCGGUUAGCAGCACAGUUACUGUCACUGUCAUCAAUCCCGGCUGCUAUUACCGAUCCAUUACAUCUACCUCUUUCUGCUCCACGUUCAUGGAGGGUAAACUAUCAGUCGAUUCGCCUUGCCAGGUCUUCAAAGAGUGUUUGAAUCGGAAGGAGAAGGAAAACGAACAGUUCACCAACAAUAAUAAUGACUACGAAAGCGAUGGUUAUCGGAGGCCUCAGACUUUUAUCAACGAACUGUUGGACCUUUUUCAGAGCAAACAGAUUGAUGAAAUAGAAAUUCUGCAUAAUAUAUACACCAUGGUGGUUGCGGGGAGUGACACAUCCGGAGGUCAAAUGGCAUUACUGGUAAUGAUGUUGGGAUUCCAUCCAGAUCUUCAGGAAAAAGUCUACCAAGAAGUCAUCGAAGUUUUCCCUCCAGGUGUCAAACUCGAAAUUACUUUCGAGUCACUUCGAAGGCUAGAAUACACCGAAAUGUUCAUCAAAGAAGUUCUUCGGCUCUAUCCAAUCGCACCGAAUAUUAUGCGAUGCUCCUUGAAGGAUGUCCAGCUAAUGGAAGGAUUGACGGUACCGAAGGAUACAAUAUUCAUCUUUAACAUUUACAAUCUUCAUCGAAGACCCGAUAUUUGGGGACCGGAUGCUGAACAAUUUGAUCCGGAACGAUUUUCACCGGAACGUUCGGCUGGAAGACAUCCAUUUGCAUUCCUUCCGUUUAGUGGUGGCGGCAGAAAUUGCAUUGGACAUCUGUGA
Messenger RNA from Uranotaenia lowii, 1266 nucleotides. RefSeq names its product probable cytochrome P450 313a1. Gene Ontology annotation, molecular function: iron ion binding; oxidoreductase activity, acting on paired donors, with incorporation or reduction of molecular oxygen; monooxygenase activity. The record is from RefSeq and is a predicted model, not a curated record. The transcript has 7 exons. NCBI's taxonomy places the organism in Eukaryota, Metazoa, Arthropoda, Insecta, Diptera, Culicidae. Bases 1 to 1266 code for a protein of 421 amino acids.